AUGGAAGAACCUCCGGACGUCAUCAUCACACCCUGCGACCCGUGGCCUCGGCCGUAUUACCUCGAGGGGGGUCUGCGACGAGUUGCGCCGUAUCACUUCACAUACAACACUUGGUGCAAGCAGCGAUGGCGAGGACGCGAGAUUCUAGAGAUUUUUGCCGACGAGUUUCGCGAUCGACCCGUCGAGUACUACACCAACGCUGUCAAGACGGGUGCUGUGCUUAUUAACGGUAAGCCUGCGACUGGUGCCGACCAUAAAGUCAAGAAUGGCGACCUUGUUUCACAUACCCUUCACCGCCACGAACCGCCCGUCACCCAGCAGAACAUUGGCAUCGUCCAUGAAGACGAGGAUAUGAUUGUUAUCAACAAGCCUGCAGGCAUUCCUGUACAUCCCUCGGGCCGCUACAACUACAACAGUGUGACAGAAGUCAUGCGCGCCGAACGCGGUCAUGGAUUCAACCCUAUGCCCUGUAAUCGUCUCGACCGUCUGACCAGCGGCGUCAUGUUCAUCGCCAAACACCGCAAGGCCGCCGACGAGCUCACUGAGCAGAUCAUGGCCCGCACUGUCAAGAAAGAAUACGUCGCUCGUGUCAAGGGAGAGUUUCCAGAAGGAGAGAUCGUCUGCGAGCAACCCAUUAUGCAAAUCAGUCCCAAACUCGGUCUGAAUCGCGUUCGUGCCGACGGCAAGGAUGCCAGAACGGUGUUCAAGAGAUUGGCAUACUACCCUCCCGAGGCUGGGGACGCGGAAGCUGAGAAGGGAGAAGAAAUCCCAGGAAUGGAGUGGAAGCAAAAGGAGGGAUAUUCGAUUGUACGCUGCCGACCUCUGACCGGGCGCACACAUCAACUGCGUGUGCAUCUGCAAUACCUAGGCCAUCCCAUCUUGAACGAUCCCAUCUACGCAAACCAACGCGUCUGGGGCUUCAACCUGGGCAAGGGUGAGUCCAAGGCCGAUAAUGACGAGGACAUCAUGUCACGUCUCUCACGCAUGGGUAAGGACGAAGUGGCUGAUGCUAUCGCCUACCAUGACGAGAUGCUUGAACGUUACAACAAGACCAAGGGAGAGAAACUCAGUGGCGAGGUUUGCGACCUUUGCGGAACAGAGCUAUACAGUGAUCCCGGACCGCAUGAACUUGGUAUCUACCUGCAUGCAAGGAAAUAUGCCGCUGGCGAUGGCAGAUGGUCAUAUGAGACUGAACUGCCUGAAUGGGCUCUUCCUCCGGCCGGCUACAGCGGACCCACUGAAUCGACAGAAGAGUCAGAUCCUCUGGCGAUUGACCUCAGUAAGCUCGGCAUUGCCGCAGAAGGCAAUGGGGGAAAAUAG
Messenger RNA from Aureobasidium subglaciale EXF-2481, 1320 nucleotides. RefSeq lists its product as uncharacterized. Gene Ontology annotation, molecular function: pseudouridine synthase activity; RNA binding. The coding region runs from base 1 to 1320 and encodes 439 amino acids. The transcript has a single exon. Lineage: Eukaryota; Fungi; Ascomycota; Dothideomycetes; Dothideales; Saccotheciaceae. Gene Ontology annotation, biological process: pseudouridine synthesis. The record is from RefSeq and is a predicted model, not a curated record.